AUGGCACCACCUGCGCCUUAUAGGCCUCAAAAUAAUAGACGGCAAAAUCGCACGGGGUAUGUCGACCACGAUGUUUUCGAAGGCCUACCAGUUCGACAUUGGCGUCGCGACUAUGUGACGGUGGCACCGGCCCCGCCUCCAGAUAGCACCCCCGCGGAGGACGAUACUUGGGCGGUUGAACUUCCCCAUGGAAUGCCCAAGGAUUCUCACCUCUUACCCCAGCACAGUCAAGAUCUCUUACGCGCUGCGCGGUCUGGCCGAAUAUUCAAGCGCCCGGCACCAGCUGAGGAGGAAGAAGUUGACACCGAGGCUAUAUCUGGAGAUAAAGUGGAGAAGAAGGAUGACGAUCCAAAGAAUAGAGGCUUUAUGGCCAGGGCAUGGAAGCAGGUACCGCGUCACCUGGAAGGACCCGAUGUCGAGUAUUUAGCCAAACGGAGGAAAGGCCUUAUCACAGUGGCAUCGCAAUCCUCCGAUACGGUAACAACAUAUUCCAAGGCGACGGUGAAACGCAUCGAUGCAGCAGGCAAUGAGUACAUACAGGACGUUGUGGUUCCGCAGGGUCAGCAAGUCGAAGGGGAAAUAAUCUCGCAAACAAUCAUCCAAAAUCCGAACACUAGGGCAUUAGGUGAUGGACCACUUGCGCCCCCAGCCCCAUCGAGACGGAAAGGCCCGCCGCCGAAAAAGAAGCCAAAAAGCACAGGGAAAGGGAAGAAGAAGAAGGCAAUGGCUCCUACUAGCGCCCCUCAGAUACCAAACGCUGAAGUCGUUGCUCAAAGUUCGGAUGGAGCUGGUGGAGCUGCUGCCCUUUCUGAUGUCAAAACCGAGAAUGAGAAUGGCGCUGCAACUAUAAAGGAUGAAGAUGUAGAGAAGGCUGAUGACCAAAUGGUAGUAUCUGAUGACGAUGAAGGCGAGGAAGGAGAAGAGGGCGAAGAAGGAGAUGACGACGAGGAGACCCCCGACAAUCACGACUCACCUUCUAAACAACCACCUUCACCUGUAUCUGGUAGCGCCACAGCGACAGAUGAGAUUUCGAGUGUUAAUCCUCUAGAUACCGAGAUGACUGGCGUUGCGUCUACCAAUCCUCCGAUGCUUAAUAUUGAUCGGGAAAGAAUGGGGACUAAAGCCGGAAGUCCAUUGAAGAAUGUGGCUUUAACAACUUCUACCCUCGCAUCCCCUCUCGAAUCACCAACCGGCGCCUCUCCAGCCCAACUACAAGAACCCGGCCAGAAAACGGAGCCUGCUGCUAUUGAUGAAGCUGUGCAGCGAGAGGUUGUGGAAACCGCACCUACUAUCCACCAAUCAACCCCACCCGAACCUGCGAUGACUGAGGUGGAUGCAACCAUGGAAACCGGACAAGAAGAGGAUGAGAUGUUACUUGACACCGUUGAUAAUACCAACAGUUCUGAUAAUUAUGGGAACAAAAUAGCCCCCAUCACUGCUCCUAAAAUUGACGCUCCUAUAGAGAAGUCGGAGGUUGCUGGAGCUACCCCUUCUGAGCCAGUGGAAAGCCAGAAAGGACAAGAGACCGAGCCCCGACCACUGGAACCGCAGACUGUAGAGAAAGAAAACGUUGAGUCUGCUCCGCCAGCAGACAACGCCCAGGCUGUCGAGGAUGAUGCCGGCGACUUCCCGGAUCUUUUAGGAGGUUUAGAGAAGAAGUUAAAUGAACCUGUGGCUGAAACUCAUACUGCUGAGCCCGUCUCGGAUGCAGUUGAGAAGCAAGAUACCUGA
This is a messenger RNA of Amorphotheca resinae ATCC 22711, 1731 nucleotides long. RefSeq lists its product as hypothetical. The record is from RefSeq and is a predicted model, not a curated record. NCBI's taxonomy places the organism in Eukaryota, Fungi, Ascomycota, Leotiomycetes, Helotiales, Amorphothecaceae. The transcript has 3 exons. Bases 1 to 1731 code for a protein of 576 amino acids.